Molecule: messenger RNA, 402 nt
Organism: Penicillium odoratum
Lineage: Eukaryota; Fungi; Ascomycota; Eurotiomycetes; Eurotiales; Aspergillaceae
Exons: 1
Coding region: 1-402 (133 amino acids)
Source: RefSeq, a predicted model, not a curated record
AUGCAUGUUCGAUUUUACCGCUGGGCUUUGAAUGAUUUGACUGGGGAGUUUUCAAUCAAUGAUUUUCCACCUGGCAAGCUUUCUCCUGACGAGGAUCCUUCUGAUAAGGAUGAAGCUGAAGAUGAACUUUCUGAUGAGGAUGAGGAGGAGGAAGAGGAGGAAGAAGAGGAAGAAGAAGAAGAAGAAGAAGAAGAAGAAGAAGAAGAAGAAGAAGAGAAGAAGAAGAAGAAGAAGAAGAAGAAGAAGAAGAAGAAGAAGAAGAAGAAGAAGAAGAAGACGAUGUCAUGGAUGAGGAUGAGGAUGAGGGGUAUCUCUACCCCGAACUUGGGAUUCCACCUCAUCAAUGACCACGAAGAGAUUGAAUACAUUCUACGUCAUCUUGCUCGCGCGGGCUGCCAGUGA